Molecule: messenger RNA, 2943 nt
Organism: Sinocyclocheilus rhinocerous
Lineage: Eukaryota; Metazoa; Chordata; Actinopteri; Cypriniformes; Cyprinidae
Product: disabled homolog 1-like
Exons: 19
Coding region: 827-2569 (580 amino acids)
Biological process (GO): neuron migration
Cellular component (GO): cytoplasm; intracellular membrane-bounded organelle
Source: RefSeq, a predicted model, not a curated record
CAAUGUAUAGCGUUUGUAUAUGUAUAACGUAUAGCGAAUGCACGUUAAUCGACAUAAUGUAAUUUAGUGCAAUGUGAAUAUGAAGAUAUGUUAAGUAAACAAGAGAAUCCGUCAUUAUAUUUCUUAUUUGCCCACUUUUGCCGUUGUAAUGCACCACUUGACACGACACAUUUCCCAGAGCUGGCUUGAUUAAACAGACAAUUCCCUGAAAUGUCUUCCUGCUCUGAGAUGUGCUCUCUGGACCAGACAAACGGUAUUUCUGGACAACCCCAGGAGGGGUAAAGCCCAUGCGUCAGGGAUACUGCUGGAAUGAGAGAGGGGUGUGUGUGUGAGAGAGAGUCUGAUGCUGCUGUUCCUGCAGUGGUCCUGUAGUCACCCUCGUUGAGCUGGUGAGCCGGUCGGCUGCUGCUGUUGCUGAUACUGCUGCAGGAGAGGAUUCCUAUCUGAUGCUGGGAUAGUCACAAAUACUACAGCAGAGAGAGGCGAAGAAAGGUAGAGGUUUCCGCUAACCUUCCUGGGUUCCCCGCUUUGUUUUUACGAGCACAGAGGAGGAAAAAGACUCUUCAGGUGUGAAAAGGAACUCGGAGAGAGGAGGCGCACUUGGCUGGACUGCACUAGGGGGCGAAGUCGGAUCAGGUAUUUGCCUACUACUUUUGAGCUUUAUUAUGGAAGCCAGAUGUGGAGAAGCAGUGCCCUUGCUGGGAGUGAAUGAGAUGCCGUGUCGAGGCUAGAGGCAGCGGUGGACUGUUCCCGAGUCAGUGGAAAGCCCCUCUAGAUGAGCCAGUCACAGCCACCCAGCUGCACGGUAAAGGAAUAAGGAUUUAAUAUGUCAACAGAGGCCGAGCUCCAGCCUGCUGCCAGACCCAGCGUCAGAAAGGAUUCCAAGAAGAGAGGGCAGGACCGCAGUGAAGCAGCUCUGAUAAAGCGUUUUAAGGGGGAUGGUGUUCGCUACAAGGCCAAGCUCAUCGGGAUAGAUGAGGUCACUGCCGCAAGAGGAGACAAACUCUGUCAGGACUCAAUGAUGAAACUCAAGGGAAUCGCAGCCUCUGCGCGGUCUAAAGGAGAACACAAACAGAAAGUUUUUCUCACUGUGUCCUUUGGAGGGAUCAAGAUCUUCGAUGAGAAGUCAGGGGUUCUUCAGCACCACCAUGCAGUUCAUGAGAUUUCCUACAUUGCGAAGGAUAUCACGGACCACCGAGCCUUUGGUUAUGUAUGUGGGAAAGAGGGAAACCAUCGGUUUGUGGCCAUCAAAACGGCUCAGUCUGCUGAGCCUGUGAUCCUUGACCUCCGUGACCUUUUCCAGUUGAUUUAUGAGAUUAAGCAGAGGGAGGAAAUCGAGAAGAAAGCUCAGAAGGACAAGCAGUGCGAACAAGCUGUUUAUCAGACCAUUUUGGAGGAAGAUGUGGAGGAUCCCGUAUAUCAGUACAUUGUAUUUGAGGCGGGACACGAGCCCAUCCGUGACCAAUCAGAGGAGAGCAUAUAUCAGGUCCCUACCAGCCAACAAAAGGAGGGAGUUUAUGACGUCCCAAAGCGACAUCCAAACAAACAUAACGAACGAGUCGAUCUCUUGGAUUUAGACACUGACCUGUUGCUGGUCACCCAGAAUAUCAACCAGUUAGAGCUUUUUGGAGACAUGUCCACCCCUCCUGAUAUCACGUCUCCCUCGACCCCAGCAUCUCCGGCUAAUACUCUGGACCCCAUGCUGGCCCACCAGACUCCAUCCGAACUGUUCACCCCCUUCAACCCCACCUCUGUACCCUCAGGUUACGUGACGAUGGGAGCCGUGCCGCCCGCAUGGGCGCAGCAACAGUUCGCCGCUCAGGCUCCAUUAGCAUUUGGUGUCCAAUCCCCAGUGCCCGUCGCGCAGGUCUUACCGGGUGCUCAGCCUCUGAUCUGGGGUCAAGCCAACCUUUUCCCUGCCACCCAGCAACAGUGGGCUGCGAUGGCAGGGGCUCACUUUUCGCCUGCCGCUUUCAUGCCUGCCCAGACAGUAGGUCCGCUUCCUGCUGCCAUGUUUCAGACACUGGCUCCCAUGGCAUUGCCCGCGGCGGCCAUGGGCGGAGCCGUGGCGGGAACCUCGGCCUCCACGGCCUCCAGUCCGCAGCACGGAGAACGCAUGCUGCAGAGACAGGCAAAGAUGAGCAAGGAGAUGUUUAAGGACUUCCAGAUGGCAAAGCCGCCCACCAUGCCUGCCAGGAAGAGCGAGCAACCUAGCCUGUCCUGCACCACAGACGCUUUCACCAGCUACUUCAGCAGAGUGGGAAUAUCGCAGGAUACUGAUGACUGCGACGACUUUGACAUCUCGCAGAUGAACCUCACGCCCGUCACUUCCACCACGCCCUCCACCAACUCACCACCCACCCCGGCCCCCCGGCAGAGUUCCCCAUCAAAGUCCUCAUCCCACGCCAGUGACCCGCCAACCGAUGACUCUUUUGGUGAGGCCGAGGGCAGCCCUAGUCGGAGCGGAGAGGAGGAUGCUGCUGGAGACUCCCAGCAGUCUCCGGGUGCGAGUGAGCCUCAAGCAGAGCCUGAGAGCUCAGAGACGGACAGUCCUCAGGUCGGUAGCUAGAUAGCGGCAGGUCAGGGUAGGUAUCUGUCCUCUUUUUUCUUCUCUUCUGCGUGUCGGCCUGCUUCAACCACCAUGACGUCACGUCAGCACGCCUUCACCCGUCCUCACCACCAUUACAUAGACCCACACAUCGUGGCCGUGUGUCGUGGUGCUCUUUCUUUCUUCUCUCUUUUAUCUUUAUACUUGUUCUGCUCUCUAACUCUCUUAGGCUGCGUUCACACAGUCAGUGCACUAACAGGUGUGACUCCUGAUUUGUCCUGUUAAUAUAAUCAUAGAUCUGAAUUCAAUACUCUUUAACCUGUGAGAUCUUGAUUAACGCAUGUAGUGAUAUGGUAACCAUAGUGUAACGAGAGUAAAUAUUAGGACUUUGUAUU